This is a messenger RNA of Exophiala xenobiotica, 1473 nucleotides long. RefSeq lists its product as uncharacterized. Lineage: Eukaryota; Fungi; Ascomycota; Eurotiomycetes; Chaetothyriales; Herpotrichiellaceae. The record is from RefSeq and is a predicted model, not a curated record. The coding region runs from base 1 to 1473 and encodes 490 amino acids. The transcript is spliced from 3 exons.
AUGUCGCGACGGUACGGCCCGCUGUUUGUCUGUUCCGGACUUCUACUGCUGUUACUGUGUUGCCCUGCCUCAGCCGCAGAGAAAGAGACCAAAUGGCUUCUUCCUCGAACCAAUGUUACCGGUCCAAGCCCGAAUGACUAUGAGUGCGAGAGUGCUAGAGCGCCCGACUACUACGGCAUUGGUGUCCGCCUGGGUAUCUACUUCUCAUGGUUCACUGGUUGGGUGGCCAAUGCCUUUGUCCCUGGAGACAUUGGUGGUGCCCUAGAUACGAACGCGAUUUUCCUCUUUGCGAACCUCGUGGCCAUGGUUCGAUGCACAAUCACAAAGGUCCUGACACAACUUGACUGUGUGAUCUUGAUGCAUCUCUCAGGUGGCACAAUCUUCUCCGUGUUAAGUCUCUGGGGCUAUCGCACGUGUCACUACGAAGCAGAAGGACCAAAGGGUAUCCGCCAUUUUGGAGGAUUCGGUACACAUCUGCGACUUCUGCUUGCCAUGGCAGUAUCCGUCUUUGGACUGUGGUUCUGGGUGGUGGGUAUCAAGCCUCAUACCACCGACGUCGUGACCGAUAGUGGCCCAUGUGCGACCGUCUACACUUUCAUGUUUGCGGAAGUAAGGGCGGAUGCUGGUGUCAGAAUACUCUACCUCAUUGCCUGCAUCUCGUGCGUAAUCUACUUCGGUAUCAUGCUCCUCAUUUCAACAAUCUCGCUCUACGCCCGAGUUGCGAAAGGAGCCGCUCUGGCCAAGCAGGGGAGAUGGCGGACUUCGACUCGUUUACACUACGCGACAGGUUUGUACCACAAAGAGUACGUCGCGCACAACUUGAUCCCUCUGCUAUUGACUGAUGAAAUGCAUUUUAGACUCCGCCGCCUAUUCUACUUCCUACGUAUCGCAAACUUCCUUUGGAUUGUGUGGUCAAUGAUCACAGUCGAAUGUACACUCAACUUCAAUCACGUCAAGGGCGUCCUCGGCCCUGGCAAUCGCAUAUUCUUCCCGUCGCAGUUGAUUCCCAUGAUCAUUGGAGCCUUCUCCUUCGUACGGCUAGGUUACAAAUUACUGGAGAAAUGGCGUGAUCCUGACGAUGAACCUUCUCUCCCUCAAGACGCACAUACUUCGAUGUUCACCGAUCCAGAAAACUCUGAGAGAUCACAGGCGUUUCCCCCAAAGUCCCGUAUGUUCAAACUAUUUGCGCCACCGACUGAUACCCUGAACCACGCUCCUAAAGAGGCUCCUCCAGAAGACAACGACAUCGACGACCUCAUGCGAGACAAACCGCCAAGGCUAAGAUAUUUGGUGUCGUGGCUACCAUGGUUGUCCCUGCUGCAUCGGUGGAAAAAGGAUGCAGACAGACUGAACUUCCAUAGGAGGUGGACAAACCAGGAGCGAGGCCGCUCUUAUUCACCGGCAACAACGUUGCAAGGGACACCGGUAUCUGCUAACUUCGUGAACCCCUAUAUGGCGCAGAUACCAGACUGA